Messenger RNA from Exophiala oligosperma, 624 nucleotides. RefSeq lists its product as uncharacterized. The transcript has 2 exons. Bases 1 to 624 code for a protein of 207 amino acids. The record is from RefSeq and is a predicted model, not a curated record. Lineage: Eukaryota; Fungi; Ascomycota; Eurotiomycetes; Chaetothyriales; Herpotrichiellaceae.
AUGGUUCAGUACGACCAAUUCUCUCAGAUGUUCGGCGGUGGCCUUCCAACACGCGAGAAGGCCACAGAGUCUCACCCAGACAUUGUCCGGUCACCCAGUCAAACUGAAAUGGCCGGCGCUUUGCACCCACGGCUUCGGAGGCUUUCUCAAAGUCACAGUCCGCCACAGCACUACUGCGCAAAAUGUCACAUGCGGCGUUCAUCACAGAAUCUCGUAUUGACGCGCAGCCACUCCCACCUCAGUAGCGACGAUGAGGAAUCGGAAAGCUUCUGCCCAGAUAUCUGCAUGCCAACAGAAGUUCCUCGCCCGCGCGUCCAUACCAGGCGACAUUCCGGUCUCUGUCCUGGGAACCUCGUUUCACAAGAGCACAACGGUGGCAGAACUUCGCCCACACAGAUGACGCUCAAACAGUCUGCCCAGCACAACUCGGGGUCCAAUACCAAAUGUCACUGUGAGACCAUUCUCCCAAGUGACAACCUGGACGAAAGAUACGGCCUUGUGGAGGAGCCUGAAGAGAUCAAGCCUCAAAGACAAAGCCUGGACCAUCAGGCUGCUGAUCAAAUGGCGCAGAUCAUGCGCGAAGAACUCAUAGCUGAUUUGAGAGCAAGACAGCCCAUGCUCUGA